Molecule: messenger RNA, 988 nt
Organism: Prunus dulcis (almond)
Lineage: Eukaryota; Viridiplantae; Streptophyta; Magnoliopsida; Rosales; Rosaceae
Product: cysteine-rich repeat secretory protein 38-like
Exons: 2
Source: RefSeq, a predicted model, not a curated record
AUGGCGCCAUUAAUGUUCUCCUUAAGAUUUCUGUUCUUCCUUUCUCCAGUUUUGUUCCUCAUGAUCAGCGCUCAAUCCCUUGCUCAGCCGCCUGAUUUUCUAGGCCAAUGGUGUUACAACGCUAACGUCAGCUUCACCCCCAACAGUACCUACCAGACAAACCUCAACACUCUUCUCUCUUCUCUUUCUUCCCCCUCCAACGACGGCAAUGGCUACGGCUUCUACAACUCAUCCUACGGGGAAAACCCCGACCAGGUUCACGCAAUCGGGCUAUGUCGAGGGGAUGUCACGGGGGACAUUUGCCGUGACUGCCUCAGCAACUCCACACAAAAGCUCCCACAGGUCUGUCCCUAUCAAAAGGAAGCUUUAGGCGUAUAUCGCCAGUGCAUGCUUCACUACGCCAACCGCUCCAUCUACGGCGCCAUGGAAACUCUCCCUGCUUUCUGGCUGUUGAACUUAGAGAAUGUGUCCUCCUCCGUCGACGGGUUUUUUCAAGAGCUGAGGACGCUACUGGAGGACCUAAGUCGUCAAGCUGCGGGGAACGGUUCACUUCGAAAAUUUGCGGUAGGGACUGCAACCGCUCCCAACUUCCAAACAAUCUAUGGACUUGCGCAGUGUACGCCGGAUUUGACCGAGCAGGUCUGCAGUGAUUGCUUGGUUGGUGCUUUGGGAGAUAUCCCAGAAUGUUGUCAGGGGAAGCAAGGUGGUAGAAUUUUUAAACCCAGCUGUAAUGUUGGGUAUGAGAUUUAUCGCUUCUAUGACCCUACAACUGUCCGACCAUUGCCUUCUUCGUCGCCGCCACUGUCUAGUCCUCCUCCACCGCCACUGUCAACCAGUACUGGAGGAUCGAAGAGUAACAGAUCUCGGACUGUCAUCAUUAUUGUUGUGCCAAUUGUCGUUUCUGUGGUACUAAUAGUUAUAUUCUUCUGCAUUUGUUUAAGAGUAAGGAGGACAAAGAAAAAACUUGAAACUAGGAAGUUACUUCCAG